Panicum virgatum (switchgrass) is the source of this 963-nucleotide messenger RNA. RefSeq lists its product as uncharacterized. The transcript is spliced from 4 exons. The record is from RefSeq and is a predicted model, not a curated record. Gene Ontology annotation, molecular function: protein binding. Bases 60 to 569 code for a protein of 169 amino acids. NCBI's taxonomy places the organism in Eukaryota, Viridiplantae, Streptophyta, Magnoliopsida, Poales, Poaceae.
ACAAAAGCCCCUCACAAUCCUCCCAAAUCCGCUUCCACUCCUCGCCCAAGGGCCUUUGCAUGGGCAAGCGCCUCCAGGCCGCCGCCGUAGCCGCCGCCGCGGUCCGCUCCUACGCCCGGAGCCUCCGCUCCCCCUCUUCCUCCUCAUCCACCGCCGGGAAGGCAGCGAAUACGCCGCCCGCCCCGCUGGAUACGCCCAGGAACUCCGCCGCCGCCGCCGCUGCGGCGGCCAGCUCUGGGCGCGCCGAGGUGCGGGAUUUGGCGGCGGCGUGCGGGCUCCAGGAGGACGAGCGGGUGCCGCUCGCGGAGGUGGUGUCAGACUGCACGAGGCGGUGGUUCCAGGACGCGCUCAAGGAGGCGCGCGCCGGCGACAUCACCAUGCAGGUGCUUGUCGGCCAGAUGUACCGCAGUGGAUACGGCGUCAACAAGAACGAGCACAAGGCAAGAGUUUGGAUGGAGAAAGCAUCAAGAUAUCGAUCUACAGUCUGGAAAGUUAGCAAUAAACGCCCAGGUUACAAUGCUAGUGACUCGGACUCAGUUUCAGAUGAUACCAAGGAAACAUACAAAUAAGGAAAUCUUGAGAGUUAUUAAUCCAUUUAAUGGGGUGACUACAAAACCAGCGAAGCAACACAAACUACUGCUUGAAGCUUCAGAUAUGCAGUUCUGUUGAAGAAUCCGUCCAUUGUCUCUGAUACUUAUCAUGCUGGUUAGAUAUUAAUGUGGUGUUUUUGGUUUUUUUCUUUUUUUUUCACUACACUGUAUUGUUAUGUUUUAGGGUUUUCUGCUGCCCUUUUUGUUUUGUGUCAAAUCUGCUUGUCAUCUGAAAAGUACAAUUCUCAGAAUGGAUUUACACUGAACAUACCAGGAGCAGGAUAUUCUAUUGCAUGUCUUGCCACUAGUACAUGUGCAUCAUCAGAGAUAUUGAUCAUAUUCAAAUAUAUGGGAAUUUUGAAUUGACUUGUGG